GAGUAAAGCCAAGAAAAAGAAAGCAUUUUGGAUUAUCAGGGAUUAUUAAGAAGGAAAAAGAUCCAGAAUCUACAGAAUGUCCAGAUGCAGAUUCAGUAAACAUUCCAGAUGUAGAUGAUGAAGGAUAUAGCAUUAAACCUAAAGACUGUCAGAAUGCCAAAGAAAACCACUUCUAUUCCUCAAGUGAUUCUGACUCUGAAGAUGAUGAACCAAGAAAGUUUCGUGUAGAAAUCAAACCUGUGCACUCAGACUGUAGUUCUCAUUAUACAGUGCCUUCUUUGGAUGAAUUAAAAGAAUCAAUAGGAAACAUCACACUUUCACCAGCUAUAUCUGCACAAAUGAACCGGAAUGCAUCUAGUGAAGAAUUAACAAAAUCGAAGUUUUCUGCUUCAUCUAAUGAGAAGAGUAACAAUGACCUCUUGGCAUGGGAUCCACUCUUUAGAAAUUCUGGUGAUUCAUCUUCCCUGACCUCAACAAUGUCUUCUUCUUCAUCCGGAAGACCAACAACCCCUCUCUCUGUAGGAACUUUAGUACCUCCCCCAAGACCAGCUUCUAGACCAAAGUUGACUUCAGGGAAACUCAGUGGAAUUAAUGAAAUUCCAAGACCAUUCAGCCCUCCUUUGACCUCCAAUUCCAGUCCACCUCCAUCAGCCCCUUUGGCACGCACAGAGAGUUCUUCCUCAAUAUCAUCUUCUGCUUCACUAAGUGCAACAAAUACACCCACAGUUGGAACUUCACGUGGUCCUAGCCCUGUCAGCCUAGGAAGUCAAGAUACAUUGCCUGUUGCAGUAGCCCUAACUGAAUCUGUAAAUGCCUACUUCAAAGGAGCAGAUCCCACAAAAUGUAUUGUGAAAAUCACUGGUGAUAUGACGAUAUCAUUCCCAAGUGGGAUUAUUAAAGUUUUCACUAGCAAUCCAUCUCCUGCUGUGCUUUGCUUUAGGGUAAAAAACACAAGCAAACUAGAGCAGAUUCUUCCAAAUGCGCAACUUGUGUACAGUGAUCCAUCACAAAGUGAUUCCAGUACAAGGGAUUUUUGGAUGGAUAUGCAAGCUGUCACAAUCUACCUCAAAAAGCUAUCAGAGCAGAAUCCUUCUGCUUCUUAUUAUAAUGUAGAAGUUCUGAAGUAUCAGGUAUUGUCAAAUGGUAUCCAGUCUACACCUCUGAAUCUUGCCACAUAUUGGAAAUGCAAUGCUAGCACAACUGAUGUAAGAGUUGAUUACAAAUACAAUCCAGCAUCCAUGGCAGUGCCAAGUACGCUAUCCAAUCUACAAGUCAUCGUACCAGUUGAUGGAGGUGUAAUAAACAUGCAAUCACUUCCACCAGCAAAAUGGAACUCAGAGCAGAUGAAAGCUUUGUGGAAAUUAGCUAGUAUUUCAGAAAAAUCAGAAAAUGGCGGCUCUGGCUCCCUCAGAGCUAAAUUUGACCUUUCUGAAGGACCCAGUAAGCCAACAACACUUGCAGUGCAAUUUAUCAGUGAGGGAAGCACUCUUUCUGGAGUAGAUGUUGAAUUAGUAGGCACUGGCUAUCGGCUUUCCUUAAUUAAGAAGAGGUUUGCCACUGGACGAUAUAUGGCAGACUGCUGAACAGCCUGUUAAGAAAGUUUUUUUUCUUUCCAAUGAAUAAGAAGUUUGUUCAUUCUCUUGCUAUCUUUCCAACACUAUUUUAACAUGCAUUAAUUUCUGAAAACACAUUGCAUCGUUUUUGGAGUUUAUACCCAACAAAAUGCACUUUUGAAAAUAAGUCAGUUUAAAAAAUACUCUAUUUUGAAAUAGCACUGAAGUGAACUCCAACUGUAUAGAAAAUCAGUUGCAAUACUGGGAAACAAGAUACUGAAAUACUUAGUAGUGAUGUAGCCUCAGAGCCAAAAUAGCAGUUGUGUGGUAUUUAAAGUGUGUGAUGCUUUGUGAUACCUUAAACAAAACUAUAUUUUAACUUUCUAUAAAUAUUACUGAAGUAUAUUUUUCAGUUUCCAAUAUUGCCAUUCCAUAAACAAAACAGUGGCAAAGUAUUUUUUGUUUUCACUCUUGUAUAUUCAUGUGUCAUAUCUUGUUAGAGAUAUCUAUAAAAAUAACUUUAUUUCCAUACAUCAUACAUAAUUAAAUGACCAGUGUUUUAUAGGAGAUGGUUUUUAAAAAUGUAAAGUGCAAUGUUUUUUUUUUAAUUGCAAUGUACAACAGAGUUAUUUGCUUCUGCCAUUAGUUAACUUGAUGGGAGUUGUAAUUUUAAUUAAUGCUGUAGAUUAUUUAUUUUUAUAUGAAAUGUGUAAUAUUUGUGCCUUUUCAAAACUGUGCCUGUCAAAUGUUUAUGUGCUUCUCAUUUCUUUACCUUUUUUUCAUUAUCUAGAUCUUCCAAACAGUAAACUUGAUGCAAAUGAUCUUCUGCUUACAGAAUGGAAGAAUCACUUGUGUUCUACCUUCCAUGCAUCCCUCAAAUUUGCUAGGGAGAUUCCUCAGGACUUCUGAUGUAGAUUUUGGGGGGGGGGGGGAAUGAGGCAUUUCAAGUGGGAGGGAGAAGCCAAUCAGCCACUACAAUUUCUUUCACUGGAAGAUAGGCACAAUUGGACAUAACCUGGCAUUUGGAAAUUGAAGCAUAAAAUAGCAUUUAAAAUAACUUCUGUUGGGUUAAAUGCAAUAAAUGCAGCCAUUACAAAGGAAACUUUAUAACUCUUGUCAGUUAAUAUUACAGUAUACAAAUUUUAAAUAUCACCAAAGAUGUGCAAAAUCCUGAAAGUGUAUUAAAUUUUAAAAUAAUAAUAAUAUAUUAAAAUGCAGCAUUUCCUUUGCUAGCUACAAAAAGCUGAAUUUCACAUGCUUUCAAACAUAUAGCAUGAAUGUAAGUGUUGCUUGUGAGCGGCAAUGUUAUUUUAAAGGUCUGGUUUGAGCAAAACAAAAACGAUUACUGAUAGUAAUUUCAGUAAAUAUUUUAUGGCCACAUUAGUACAGAGGCAGAUAAUAGCCCUAAAAAAAUGAAAGUGACCCAUUUAGAUAAUUUUAAUACAAGUCCUGCUUUUAGAAUUUAUGCCUUAUGCUUUUAAGACAUUAAAUACAAAAAUCAAAAGUUACUGGGGCUGGUGAAUUAUAUAGUCAGUAGCUGUACCAGAGAUUAAGUACUUUUCUGAAAUCCAGUUCCUAACAAAAGCAUAUAUUAAAAUCACUAAUUCAGUGUACAAUACUUCUAAUGAGUAAAAUAGUGGAUUAAUAUGUUUUAUAUAGCCACUAAAUUCUGAUGCAUCCUAAGCACACUACAAAUAUAGCUAUAUGUGUUCUAUUGGCAUCAAAGGAAUUUAUACUCAGGAUUAAGUGGAAAAGCCCUUUCCCACCUUUUGUGGGACCAUUAAUCUCCUACAAAAUAUCAGUGACUUUCAGGAUGGGCAAAAUCAGAGACCUAAGAUGUGGUUGUCUUAUUUUUAAAGAUACAAGGAUCAAUUAUUUUCUUCUGCUCUGCUUUAAAAGUUAAAUAAAACCUUUUCCUUCACUUCAUGUGACAGAUACGCUGCCCUCAGCAGCCCAGCAACAUUCAUUCUCUAACUGGCAUAUAAUGUCUCUCAGAAAGAUAUUACAUUGUGAUGUAUAAUUCUCUGGCACGUUAUUGGGAUGGGAAAAAAAUGGCAGCUAAGCUUUUUCCUUUUUAAGAAGAAAAAAACACACUUUUAUCUUUGAUGGUCAACUCUGGCCUGUUGCUCAAAGUUCUUCAGUCUCACUUUUUUACCAAAAAUUAAUCCAAUUGUAGAUGUUGUCACACAUACAUAAACCCAAAUACUGAAAAGCAUGAAUAAUUCAUACAUUAAUAACUGAUUAUAGAAUUGCAAUCAAAAAUUACUUUUUACAUGUUUGCAUUAUUUUAGAAAAAUCUUAACUAAGAUUCCAUUACAGCACUACACAAUGAAUUUUUAUAUUGUAGAAUGAUAGUUUUGAUGGAAUUAUUAGAAUUUUUAACUAAAAUUGGCAUUUCAGAUGGUACAGAGUUUUAAUGGACUCUUAUUUGUAAUGUGCUAAUGCAAUCACAACUGUCUGAACAGUUUAAUACCUUACUUUUGAAAGUCAGCCUGUUUUAUCUUCCAUUUUAAUCAUGUGUUCUUUCUAAAUUAGUGCUAAAUUUCAGCACUUUCUAGCCUUACUACCAAAUAUCCUCAAAUACACAUUCACAAAGGCUGCAUGUUAUCAGUUUGAAGCCAUGCAACUUUAUAUAGAAUUUUUAAAAGAAAUAUCUAUAUCUAAAUAUAGAUAUAGAUGUAUAUAAAUGAAACAUAUCUGAUGGAAAUUUCAUGUAGCAAGCUGGAUCUUGCUUGUUUAUAAAGAGAUCACCUUUGUAGCUGCCUUUUGGGAGAAUUUGUAAACCCAAAUCUGAAGGGUCUGCAGUUUCUACAAAUUGUAAAUUAGAGCAGUAUAAAUCUUAGAGAAAUUGUAAAUACAUCUGAUCUUUUACAAAAUGUUUUAAAAAUUGCACCUAUAAUAAACAUGUAAUAUAUA
This is a messenger RNA of Python bivittatus (Burmese python), 4469 nucleotides long. Lineage: Eukaryota; Metazoa; Chordata; Lepidosauria; Squamata; Pythonidae. The record is from RefSeq and is a predicted model, not a curated record.